AUGGCAGAUAUAAGGAGUUAUUCGAAAGAAUUCAUAUCAGAGUUCAUUGAAUUAUAUAAAUCAUAUCCAUGUUUAUGGAAAGUAAAAGCAAAAGAGUACAUGGAUCGAAACAAAAAAAAUGAAGCUUACAAAGUGUUAGUGCAAAAACUUCAAGAAGUUGAGAAAAAUGCCACGAAAGAAAUGGUUAAGACUAAAAUUAACAGCCUUCGAUCUAGUUUCCGAAGAGAAUUAAAAAAAAUUAAAGAGUCCAGAAGAUCAGGCGCCGGAGCCGAUGAUGUGUAUGUACCACAUUUAUGGUAUUUUGAACUUCUCUUAUUUGUAAAAGAUCACGAGACCCCUAGACAGUCCGUUAAUAACAUUGAAGAUGUUGGAAACGAAAGUGAAAGUGACAAUCGUCAUUCAGAAAUAGAAAAUGAAGAAGAUCUAGAACUGGAGGUAAGCCUAAAAAUGCAGACAUAUAAAGAUCCUUUAUUAGGAAAUAAGGAAUUGGAAGAAAUCGUAGAAAGUGGUAUACUGUUUGAAGAUAAUUUUGGAAUCGAGAAGGAAAGUCUUUUACAAUAUAAUCAUUCCACAGACCUGAUACAUCCGUCUUCCCAAAUUAUUUCAAAAAGUAUGGAUGUAGAACCUAGUACUUCUUCAAAAAGUCUUGAGGCACAACCGAGUACGUCAAAAUGUAGUAAUGAUUCUCAAAAUAAAAUUGAAGAACGUCCAGCUACUGCAUAUUCAUACAAAUAUGAUCGCCGCAGAUCACUUACUAUAAAAGAAUUAGAAGAGUCCAAUAUGCCAAGAAUAAAUAUAAUUAUGAAUCUUGCUCUUAAAAAUAAAGAGGUGCCAACACACAGCAAUGAUCCAAAACAAAUUUCUCCCAAGAUUACCGCUAUCGAAACGCCUUUAACACCAUGUGGCCAAGCAGUACCUGCAUGUAAUUUAAAUUCAUCUUCGGGACCGUCUACCUCUUUAUUAGUUACUGUACCACUGCAAAAGAUUACAACGUUGUCUCAGGAAGCAUCUUUGCUAUCAAAUACUGCUUCUAAAGUACCUGACGUUCAAGAACAAAGUGCCUGUCCAAAAUCAGCACUAUUGUCGAAAGCAUCAAAAUCACCAACUUCAGAUAUAUCGACUUCUUCAUCAAGUUGUUCAAGCUGUAGCUCAUCAACUUCUUCAUCGUCCAAAACCGAUCCAUUCCUUACUGACGAAGAUGAAGAAUAUUUUCCUUCUCGAGCAGUAAAGGAGCAAGAAGGAAAUAAAUCAUCUAGUUGUGAAUCGACUACCUCUGAACAGAGAGAUAAAGAAAUAUCUCCCAAAAAAAGAAGGAAGGGGCAGAUUUCUAAGAAGAAAAUGACGAAAAUGCUUAGGGAUUCUGGUAAGCAGUAUGUUUCUUUAUCAAAAUCAAGGAAACUCAUUCCUGCUAAAAAAAUGGGUACACCUUGUAGUUUAAAAUGUCGCCUUAAAUGUUCAGGAAACAUAAAUGAAGAUGAGAGAGCAAACAUGUUUGAGAGUUACUGGAAUUUAGCCAGUAUAACAAGACAGAGAGAUUUUAUUGCAGGCUGUAUGCAUGUCAUUUGCCCUAAAUAUCAGUAUAAAAUGACCAAUAGUAAUCGUAAACCUAAACAUGCCUUUUAUUUAACAAUUAAAUUAGUCAAAAUAAGGGUAUGUAAAAUAUUUUUUAAGAAUACUCUUGGGAUUAAUGACAGGCCUAUUAGGACUGUUAUUAACAAAAUUAAUAGUCAAGGUGUUGUUGAACCGGAAAUGCGAGGCAAAUACGGAAAACAAAUAAAGUUGAGCAAAGAAACAUCAGCUGGAAUAAAAGAACACAUCGAUUCAGUACCGCGAAUCGAAAGUCACUAUCUGCGGAAACAAACAUCUCGGGAAUUUGUAGACGGCGGUAAAAAUUUGAUGGAUUUAUAUCGAGACUACAAAGAUGAUUGCUUAAAAAUUGGUCGUGAACCAGCUCAAUUUCAUAGUUAUAGAAAAAUAUUUAAAGAAAAUUAUAAUAUAAGUUUUUUUGUUCCGAAAAAGGACCAGUGUGAGCUUUGCACGUCAUACAGUAACGCCGAUGAGAAUCAAAAGGUUGAACUUCGAGAAAACUAUCAAAAACAUCUUUUAGAGAAAGAAUUGAGUAGAAAAGAGAAAGAAAAUUAUAAAAAAACGGGUCAAUGA
Molecule: messenger RNA, 2160 nt
Organism: Psylliodes chrysocephalus
Lineage: Eukaryota; Metazoa; Arthropoda; Insecta; Coleoptera; Chrysomelidae
Source: the annotation of a GenBank genome assembly